GGGCUGGGACCCCGACGCGGGGGCAGCUAUCACAGUACAGGAGGGCUGCCAGGCGGAGUCGGGCUCACUCCGAGCUGCCGUUGCCCCUUUAAGCGCCCGACCUGGGGCGCACGCGCAGUCGGGCCGUUGCGCACGCAGGCGCAAACACGGCGGCGGAUGUUUACAGCAGCUGAGGUCGGAGCGGCGCACCCCGCUGCGGACGAGCUAGGGACGCCCUCGAGGAGCUGCAAGCGGCACGAGCUCGCGGGCUGGCCGAGCCUGGAGGGAAUGACUAAACAACUCCAUUCUGGGCCUGUGCUAGAAUGUCCUGCACGAAUUAGUGAAGUUGAGGUGCCUUGAAACAAAUCAAAUUGUGAUGGCCGUGCUUGGGGGAUGUGGAGCCGUGGGGGCACUUCAGAGUUAAUGGAAUUCGGUUUCUGAGUAUUAACUGAGUGCAGUCUUGAACAUGGGUGGUGCUGUGAGUGCUGGUGAAGACAACGAUGAGCUGAUUGACAAUUUGAAAGAAGCACAGUAUAUCCGCACUGAGCUGGUGGAGCAGGCUUUCCGAGCAAUUGAUCGUGCAGAUUAUUAUCUUGAAGAAUUUAAAGAAAAUGCUUAUAAAGAUUUGGCAUGGAAGCAUGGAAACAUUCAUCUUUCGGCCCCGUGCAUCUACUCAGAGGUGAUGGAAGCCCUGGACCUGCAGCCUGGACUCUCGUUUCUGAACCUGGGCAGUGGCACUGGCUAUCUCAGCUCUAUGGUGGGCCUCAUUCUAGGUCCUUUUGGUGUAAACCAUGGGGUGGAACUUCAUUCAGAUGUGAUAGAGUAUGCAAAGCAGAAACUGGAUUUUUUCAUCAGAACAAGUGAAAGUUUUGACAAGUUUGACUUCUGUGAGCCUUCCUUUGUUACUGGCAAUUGCCUGGAGAUUUCUCCAGAUUGUUCUCAGUAUGAUCGAGUGUACUGUGGGGCUGGUGUGCAGAAAGAGCAUGAGGAGUACAUGAAGAGUCUGCUCAAAGUGGGAGGCAUCCUUGUUAUGCCACUGGAAGAGAAGUUGACUAAGAUAACGCGCACAGGCCCUUCAGCUUGGGAAACCAAAAAGAUUCUGGCUGUUUCUUUUGCUCCUCUGAUCCAGCCCUGCCAUUCAGAGUCAGGAAAAUCAAGACUUGUCCAGUUACCACCAGUGGCAGUUCGCAGCCUCCAGGACUUGGCUCGCAUUGCCAUCCGGGGCACCAUUAAAAAGGUCAUUCAUCAGGAAACAGUGAGCAGAAACGGAAAUGGACUAAAGAACACCCCCAGGUUUAAACGAAGGAGAGUUCGCCGCCGUCGAAUGGAAACGAUUGUUUUUUUGGACAAAGAGGUCUUUGCCAGUCGGAUUUCCAACCCCUCUGAUGACAAUAGCUGUGAAGACCUGGAAGACGAGCGUCAGGAAGAAGAGGAGAAGACCCCGCCGGAAACAAAGCCGGAUCCCCCCGUGAACUUCCUCCGCCAGAAAGUCUUGAGCCUCCCUCUUCCAGAUCCCCUAAAAUACUAUUUGCUUUAUUACAGAGAAAAAUAGGUCUCCUGUUUGAGAAGGGAAAGGAGGAAGACCAGAUUGCCAGGCCUGCUGUGUGUGCUGCCUGUCUGCUGUGGAGGGUCACCUGGGAGCAGGCAGCAUGGGCAAGGGCACUGCUGCACUAGCCACAUCAUAGUCUUCUUUUUCUGGUUCUUAAAUGUCCUCUACAAUUUUGAUUCAGUGGUGUGAUUUUUUUACAUAAUCCUACAAGACCUACACUGCAUAGAAGAAUGUUUCCCCAAAGUAGAGAGAAUCUUCCUAGAGAAGGGUGUUUCUUUCUCAACUCCAGUGAAACACUGAGGUGUGCGUGGUAGAGACCGAUGACUCUUCAUUCACAGGACGCACAUUCUAUGCGUUAAAAAUGAAAACUGAAGGUGAAACUGACCUGUGUUACUUACAAAGUGUGAAACAAACAACAGUUUAUAAAUGUAUAAAAUCUCUUUUGGGUAUGACACACCUAUGCCCAAGUUUGAAUUUUCUGAUAAUAACCUUUUAAUUACUGGCGCUGAGUUUCACUGAACUUUUUAGUUUUCCAGAGGGAAAAACAUUAGUGAGAAGCCUUCACUUAUUUUAAGUAAAUUAUUUAAAUCCAAUUUGUUAAUUGUAAAUUUUAAAAGGAAAAAUUGUGAUGAGGGAGGAAGAAUAAAAGAUCAUACUGCCAGAUGUCUUUUUUGGAAUUCUAAAAGAAUUUCAAGGAGUUGUUUUUUCCCCUGGCCCUUUUUUUACCUUUAAAAGAACCAUUGUCAAGUAAUCCUUAAAAGAGUAUCCUGAAAAAUGAAACAAGUUUUCUUGUGUGUGUAAGUAAUAAGCUAAAUUACUUUAACCCUGACCAUAGGGAUGAUUAUUUACCCAACAUUAAAGACCAUACGGGUUUCUAGGUGUUGACAUACUCAAUCCUUAGAGCAGGUAGAAAAUACUAAGAUGGCAGGAAAUAGAUUGGGGCCUAUAUUAUAGACAGCUUGUGUUUUUUAACUUCAGUUUGCUAUUUUUCUGUGAUCAUAUUAGAGUACUGAUUCAUAGAUUUUAUCUUUUAUAAUUCUGGAGAAAAAAAGAUUUGUUAGUUUUGUAAUUUUUCUUAAGAACAAAUAUAAUUUAGUAGCUCUGUUACAUUAGCACUGCAUAACUUGCAGUGACUUGUGAAAUCAGUCUUCUCCAGGACUUAGUGUGUGGAGAGCUUUCUAUUUUAUCAAGUUAUGGGGCUAGAAGAAAAGCAGUCUUUCUUGUAGUCGGAUAGCAAAAUGAUUUGAAGUUACAUUGCUUAUUCCAAACAUUGAUUCUUUUAAAAAGUUUUUUAAAUCCAAAGACAAGAAUAAUAUAAAUUGUUAACAUUAAAUCUAAAUUCAGAGUAAGUUUAUGUAAGGUUAAGUAUCCAAAUGUUAUUAUUAACUUUAACCCUUACGGUCUUGGAAGUUGCUGUGCUUUGAUGUCUCCGUGGUUUCACCAGCUUAACUGAGUUCUGAUUAUUUUGAAUCUUUUCUACUUUAUUUUAGGAACUGAAUCAUUUUUACCAUACAAUAUAGUCUGCAUGCAUAGCUGGGAAAAUGUGUAUAUUGCCCUAGAUUGGUGAAUUUAAGUUAUUUUAAGGAACAUUCAUAGUUGUUAUCUUUUAAAGCAAAGUCAAGCUUGAUUCUUUCCAAGAGAAACGCACGGUUUACAUUUAUUUGCUAAUACUUUGUAGUUUGUAGAUCCUUGUUGACAUUCUUAUUGAAUUGUAGAGACUUCUACAUUAUAGGGAAAUUUUUGGACGUGA
Messenger RNA from Nycticebus coucang (slow loris), 3278 nucleotides. RefSeq names its product protein-L-isoaspartate (D-aspartate) O-methyltransferase domain containing 2 (gene PCMTD2). NCBI's taxonomy places the organism in Eukaryota, Metazoa, Chordata, Mammalia, Primates, Lorisidae. Bases 446 to 1531 code for a protein of 361 amino acids. The transcript is spliced from 7 exons. Gene Ontology annotation, biological process: protein modification process. The record is from RefSeq and is a predicted model, not a curated record. Gene Ontology annotation, molecular function: protein-L-isoaspartate (D-aspartate) O-methyltransferase activity. Gene Ontology annotation, cellular component: cytoplasm.